This is a messenger RNA of Cucurbitaria berberidis CBS 394.84, 1333 nucleotides long. RefSeq lists its product as uncharacterized. The coding region runs from base 224 to 919 and encodes 231 amino acids. The record is from RefSeq and is a predicted model, not a curated record. Gene Ontology annotation, molecular function: protein binding. Lineage: Eukaryota; Fungi; Ascomycota; Dothideomycetes; Pleosporales; Cucurbitariaceae. The transcript is spliced from 2 exons.
AAUGUCACAUGACUGACACCACCAACCUAGAUUAACUUCGCCAGACGCCCCAUGGGUCCCCGCGCAGCCGCCAAGUGCCUCAGGCUAUAAGGUACUGCUGUAAAGGAUUCGCUUCGUUCAGACGUAGUGGUAAGGAAAAGGACACGUUGAAGGUGGCUGGGGGCUGGGGGACGCGUUGAAGGUCGGGUCCAAGCGAUAAGAUAAGGCCAUCCAGAACACGUUCAUGAGUCGUGAUAAGUCCAACUACACUUUCAAGUACCGCAACAACGACACAGGAACCAUGGCGGCAAGCGCCAUGCACCCGGAUUUUCGAGACGACAUCACCUACGAUCAGGCUGUCAAAUGUGAUGAGACGACAGCUGCGCUCAUAUACGAAUCCCAGGUCGCCGGCGAAGACGAAGAUUGGGACACGUACCUCGAAAUCGCUUUUGAAAUGCUUAAGGUCCGCACGCGCGCCUACAAACCCGAAUCAGUACCAAUCGGCGGCUCCUGGGGCUUGAUUGGAUCCGGGUUCAUGCGCGUUGGCAGGUUUGAGGAUGCAGAGGAGGCCAUAGGGAAAAGUAUUACGAUAUAUGAAGGUGCUGGCGCGCGCGAUGAGUUAGCGUUGGUUCGCGAACAGUUGGCUCAGGUGCAGGAGUGUCAAGGACGAUUUAGUGAUGCCAAAGAGACCCGUUUACGCGGCGCUGAUACAAAUGAGAUGGCGUGUCCUAACGACAAGUGUCCUACGUCAACGUACGAAUUCAGAGUGCAGAACGGUUACGCCAAACUCUUCGCAUUAAGCGACCUAAAGGCAUGUGGAGCAUGUAAAUCCGUGUACUACUGCUCCAAACACUGUCAGAAACAGGACUGGAAGGCUAGACACAAGCCUCUGUGUCAAGCCUAUAUGGCUACUUUAGGACAGUCUGACGGUCGAGAUUGAUCGUGAUGAGCUUUGAGGGCUUUGUAGCUACAUGGAGGCGUAGGGUUGAAUCACUUAGACCACGAGCGGACGACGUGUCGUUUGCACUACGGAUUGACCUUCCUAUAAUCAACUAGGAAUGUCAAACAGUUUCUCGGCAAUGUGAUGUUAUGCCCCUAUCUCCCUCGCUAAUCGUACCUAGGCUCAUCCUUUCAAGUGACGAAGACGCUGCUCAGGUCUAUGGGAAGUAGUGCGGCAUGAAUCGCACCAGAGCGAGGUCUUAUCCUGAGAGCGGGAGUAAAUUUCAAUGUGAUGUUCGCAGUUCUCGUGUUGGUUGAAGCGGCUUUGAUAAACAGAGAAUUGAAAGACUGAAACAACAACGGCUUUCCAGUAGUGUAAAGACAGAUAGACAUGAUGAUGAGAAUGAGAUAUGGC